Molecule: messenger RNA, 1587 nt
Organism: Symbiodinium natans
Lineage: Eukaryota; Dinophyceae; Suessiales; Symbiodiniaceae
Source: the annotation of a GenBank genome assembly
AUGUCUGAUUUGAGUGCGGGGUCCGGGGAGUGGUGGCAGAUGCUCGUUGAUGAGGCUAAGGCGGCGUAUGAAAAGUGGUCGAGCGCUCCUGCGAUUGAGCGCGCAGGGAUAAAGGCCAUUCCAAGCCUGCGUCUUCAGGACCAGCGAUAUGUGCGUUUGGAGUCAAGGGCAUUUUCAAUGAUCCACUCAAGUUUGCCCAGAAGCAUCAAAGAAGAAUUGUUGGCCACGCGUUCCUUAACAUGUCUUGAUGCGUUGUUUGUGAUUCUGAAGACUUUUCAGCCGGGUGGGCUAGCUGAGAGAUCUAGGUUGUUGGAUGCGCUAAGUAAGCCGGGCAACGGAGCAAACCCUCGCGAUCUCGUUGAUAAACUUCGUGCUUGGAGUCGUCACGUCGUGCGCGCAACAUCCAUGGGAGUGACAAUCCCGGAUCCCUCAAUCUUGAUGAAAGGUUUGGACAGCCUCAGUCACAAUUUGCUAGGCCGCUACCCUCAAGUGAACUUUCGAAUGUCAGUGGUUCGAACUAGAUUGGCCAUUGACCAUUCGCCCACUGAAGCGAAUGUGAAGGAGUACGCUGAGGCCCUCCAAUCUGAGUUUUCCAUGUUAGCGAUUUCCGCUCCUGAAGAUCAAAGUCAAAAGCCUCCUAGGGUCGCUAAGCUGACUGGCGAGGAGGACCCUAAAGGUAAAGGAAAAGGGAAAGAUAAGAAAAAGGGGAAACCUUGUGGGUUUUGGUUUACGCAGCAAGGCUGCAAAAUGGGACAAAAGUGUGGGUUCCGCCACGACCAAGCGGUAACGAUUCAGAGUGGUCGUUGCUUCAGGUGUUCUGGUGAAGGGCACCGCAAAGAAGCCUGCCCCCAUGCGGAUCCCAGUGAAAAGGGUGAAGCAACUAAGGAGGAGUCGCAGGCGCUGGCCGGAAAGGCUAAGGGAAAGGCGAGCAUCAAGAAAACUGGUGUGAGCCAAGGUUCGGGGGAGGGCGAGGGUGCUGCAGAAUCUUCGGUUUCCCAGAGCCAGGGAGGGGCGCAGGCAGCGCUGCUCCGAGAGGCCACUGAGGCCCUCAAGAAGAUAGCCCUAAAGGCGAUGCGGGAAGCACGGGAGGCCUUGGGGAGCGAUCGGGGUGUUCCGGGUGAGGGGCAUGAUCGUUGGGUUGGGGACGGGCGAGUCCGGUUUGAGGACUUGGCGGAAGGACCUCAGCUUAGGGCAGUAGUCUGUGACGAUCAGGCUAAGGGGUUACUUGACAGUGGUGCCUCAGUAUGUAUGCGCCAGGCUAAGCCGGGGGAACUCGACUGUUGUGGUCGCCGGUUGGUCAACCUGGCAGUGGGUUCGGAGAUGAUGUACAUUAACGGAACAGGUACGAUAGUCCGCCCGGGUCCGGUAGCACCUAUUGUUUCGAUGGCGUUGCUGGUCAGGGCAGGUUACAAACUGCGUUGGGUGGGUGACUCGGGCUUGGAGUUGAAGGACAAGAAGGGACGUCGUGUGCCAGUAGACAUGUCCUCGGGUUGCCCGGAGGUGCCUAAAGCAUGGGCGCUGAGUAUGAUUGAGGAGAUUGAACAGGUUUGCGGGACGUCACGCCCCAAGAUCCCCAGGAACUUCUGA